Messenger RNA from Eurypyga helias (sunbittern), 2199 nucleotides. RefSeq names its product Mdm1 nuclear protein homolog (mouse) (gene SAXO6). Gene Ontology annotation, biological process: negative regulation of centriole replication. Gene Ontology annotation, molecular function: microtubule binding. The record is from RefSeq and is a predicted model, not a curated record. The annotation marks the transcript as partial. The transcript has 14 exons. NCBI's taxonomy places the organism in Eukaryota, Metazoa, Chordata, Aves, Eurypygiformes, Eurypygidae.
GGAGUGAGUGAAUAUAAGAGAAACUUCAGAUGGAAAACCCCAGAGUUGUGUAGCACGGCCCAGCAGCAGAAACCCUUGUGGGCAGGACUUCGGUCGGAUCAGUUCGGAAUCACAAGAGAACCAAACUUCAUUUCCAAGAGAAGGGUACCUUACCAUAAUCCACAGAUUUCAAAGUCCUUUGAAUGGCCAGGAGACUGUGAUUUGAAUGACCCACGUGAACCUGAAGCUCUUGGGACUGCAGAGUUGCACACAGACCAGAACAACAAUGAUGUGAAUCAGGAAAAAAACGAAAUGCCAGAAGGACCCAGACUUCCCCCAAAAGUUCGGUCAUAUUUGGUAGAUUCUGAGGGUGAAACAGCUCUUGCCCUUGCAGAAAACAACAUGAAGAGAUCACCCUCUGCUGCUCCAACAAAUCAAAAUGAAGCAUUUUCAUCUCCAAGAAAAGAACUAGAAAAAAUAGAUAAUGGGCUUCACAGAGUCCUUCAGAGGAAAGCAGGCAUGAAUAUUUCACGUUUAAAUACUUUCCCCAGAAAUUCUGAAUAUCGAAGCCAAUUUGUUUGGAAGAGUCCUCAUGAAAAGUCACCAAUACUUGCAGCUGAACAGGUUAUUCACAACAUAAAUAAAUCCAUACCUCCGUUCAAAUCUCCUGCAAUUACUUCUGAAACUGCAAAUGAGAGAAAUUUCAAAGGGUCUCCUCCUGCUGAGGGUCCACAAGAGAGAAGUGGUUUGGACGAGAGAGAAUUUCCUGUUUGCGAACAAAGUAAGAGGGAAGAACCGUUUCCAAAGCCAGCAGAAGAUGCAGCAAAACAAGGGAAAUCAGAACAGAAACAUCCUAAACAAAAAAAUAAGCAACAUAUCAGUCCAAAGCCCCUCUCUUUACAUACAAGUCGUGGGAAGAUGAACACUGAAUAUAGGUCAAAAUUUUUGUCUCCAGCCCAGUAUUUCUACAAAGAUGGAGUUUGGUCUCGUAUCAGGAGUAAAGUUCCCAACCAGGCAUCUCAAAACACCCUAAAUUCCAUGUGGUAUAUGGAGGUGAGAGAACUUCGAGAAAGAGCAAAGGCUUACAGGCAACGAGUAGAGGGAACACACUUUUCCCGAUACCAUCUCAAUCAGAUCCUCUCCGAUAAUAACAGCCUUUGGGAUGUGUCCUCAAAUUCCAGUUCAGAAGAAGGCAUCAGCAACAACAUCAGAGCACUAGAUCUUGCCGGAGUUUCUGAAAAAGAGACUGCACCAAGCCCCAAAAUGUUGGAGCAUCCUGACCCCAGGGAACAGCCACACCGGGACAGCUCUGAGAAGAAAGACAUGUCAGAUGCUUUAACUGUUCCAGUCAGAAGGCGUUUAGUUUGGGGUGAACAAGAAGGUACUGAAGAAAGGGAGAAUCUGCAAUCUACAGAAGAGGAAGAAAAACAAGAUGAACAGGCUGCAGUUGUGGCUCAGCAGUUAGAUGAAAACAAUAAAAAUGCCAAUGAAGAUAUGAAAAUUGAAGGUGAGAAUGCCUUAGCAUUGAAUGCUUCUGCAGCUGUGUCAGAUUCUUCUUCUGUAUCCUCGAGGACAGGUGGCAGGCUUCCUACUCCAAAGCUGAGGGCGCUUGGUGGAGCUCAGAGGACUCAUCAUGAUCUCACUACCCCAGCUGUUGGAGGUGCGGUUCUGGUGUCUCCUCCUAAAUUCAAGUCUUCAUCUUCACAGCAGAGAACACCAGGUUUAGGAACAGACCCUUCUUCAGCUAAGGAGGGUACAAGAGAAGCUUCAAAAAGAAGGUCUUUCCAGCCUAAUGUGGAAGUGGAAGCUGUUUCGCUCCUUACCUCUCCACCUGCUGGGCUGGGAACUCUGGAUCCUCUGCCACUUAGGCAGGAUCAGUGGCCUAACAGUGUUUCUGAUGAGAAAGUUCCUCUUGCUUCAGCCCAUCAAGAGCGUUCCCCUACACUUCCUGUGCUGAAGUCAGCCAAAAAUUGCUCUAUGCCUUGCUGGAGUCCCUCGCGUCGUAUUCAAGGGGCUCUCAAGGAUCCAGAAUUCCAGCAUAACGGGAAUUUUGGCAAUCCAAAAAUGAGAUCUUUCCAGUUACCUCUUCAGGAAAGAAACUAUAAUGAUGAAGAUGACAGGUUGUCUCAGAUUUCUGCUCGCUCUGCAGCAUCUAGCUCGCUAGCAUCUCAGAUACUGGAACGAGCUCAGAAGAGGAAAGAUUUCUGGGGCAAGACAUAA